Messenger RNA from Dichomitus squalens LYAD-421 SS1, 1339 nucleotides. RefSeq names its product 6-phosphogluconate dehydrogenase C-terminal domain-like protein. The transcript is spliced from 3 exons. Bases 139 to 1056 code for a protein of 305 amino acids. NCBI's taxonomy places the organism in Eukaryota, Fungi, Basidiomycota, Agaricomycetes, Polyporales, Polyporaceae. The record is from RefSeq and is a predicted model, not a curated record. Gene Ontology annotation, molecular function: oxidoreductase activity, acting on the CH-OH group of donors, NAD or NADP as acceptor; NADP binding.
UCGGCAUACCGCCUCCUCCCCUCUGCGUUGCGUGCCAGCUCGCCAGUAUCUGUCACUCGAGGAUCCGUUCUCGUGUCGAGCAUCGCAGCUUCGUUCUCACCCACAAGUCGUCUUGGCAAACCUCGCACCUGGGUCACAAUGGCAUUUCCGCCCACGAUCGCCGUUAUCGCCCCCGGUACCAUGGGCGCAGCCGUCGCUAGCAGGUUCACUAAGGCCGGAUGUACCGUCCUGACGACGCUCGAGGGCCGUUCGGCCUCCACUAUUGAACGCGCAAAGAAGGCCGGGAUGGAAGACGCGUCUCUCGUCGACAUCGCGCGCCGCGCGGACUUUGUCCUGAGUAUCAUCCCCCCGAGCUCCGCGGUCGUGUUUGCGGAAGCGUUCAAGAAGGCCUACGAUGCGUCGAGUGGGAAUCCCAAGCUUGCGUUCGCGGACUGCAACGCCGUUAGCCCGGAGACGGUGAAGCGCAUUGCGCGCGUGUUCGACGGGAGCACCGUCCGGUUCGUCGACGCCAGUAUAAUUGGGGGGCCGCCUACGGACGGGUACGACCCUGCCUUCUAUGCGUCUGCGGCACCAGAAGAUGAGAGGACUCUGGAUUCCUUCGUUGGUCUGAGCGCGUGGGGUCUGAGGACGGUCGCGUUGAAAGGGGAAGGUGCAGGCGUUGGAGACGCAAGUGCACUGAAGAUGUCGUACGCAGGAAUCACCAAAGGGUUCAUCGGCCUCACUACUACCAUGAUCCUUGCCGCGAAUGCGUCGUCUCCGGCAACAGCUCAGGCACUCAUGCACGAAUUGCACGCCUCACAGCCGUUCUAUCUCGAACGUAUCACGCGAAGCGUCCCUGGCAUGCUUCCGAAAGCGUAUCGCUGGGUGGGUGAGAUGGAGGAGAUCUCGGCCUUCGUCCGGGACGGGCUCGGAGAUGGGGAGGCGCACGUCCACCGGGGAUUCGCGCACCUGUACGACAGAGUCGAGAAGGCGCUGCCAGACGGCGAAGACGUUGCCGUCCUGAAGAAGUUUGUCGAGGAAGCGAAGGCGACGAUCCGCGGGUCUGGUGUACCUUGACCCUACAGGACACAGUGAGACACGGCGUGGAGAGAGGGCUCUCAGUACUACUUGUGCGCACUCGAGGCAGUACCUAGAUCAUGUGCCAACACGAAGGACAGCGUUUGCUUUUUGAGCUCAAAGUUCCAAACAGCCGUCAAUGAGCGGGACGUGCCUUCUCGAAUCUAAUCAAACGUCCGCAAUUGAACUAAUAUCAUUCACACGCCGCAGGAGCUACAUAAAUUAGAACGGGCACAGUAAGCUCUGUCCAUCUUGCUUCCACUUCUGCUCCCUGGCGACCUAC